AUGGCAAAUCUCGAACGCGAGAAUCACUCCCGCGACGCAGCCUUCAACAAGGCCAUGCACGGCAAGUCCGCCCAGGCUCGUGGUGGCAUUGCAGCAAUGUUUUCCAAGGGUGGCGAAGCCAAGAAGGCUGCUGUUGACGAGUACUUCAAACACUGGGACAACAAACCUGCGGCAAACGAGACUGCUGAGGAACGCGCCGCUCGGACUGCUGACUACUACAACCUCGCUACCGAUCUGUACGAAUACGGCUGGGGCCAGUCUUUCCAUUUCUGUCGCUUCUCUCAUGGCGAGCCCUUCCACCAAGCCAUUGCCCGCCACGAGCACUAUCUCGCCCAUAGCAUAGGUAUCCAGGAGGGAAUGAAGGUCCUCGAUGUUGGUUGUGGUGUCGGCGGCCCUGCCCGUGAGAUUGCCAAGUUUACUGGUGCUCACAUCACUGGCCUGAACAACAACGACUACCAGAUCGACCGUGCUACACACUAUGCGCAGAAGGAGGGUCUGUCCAGUCAGCUGGAUUUCGUCAAAGGCGACUUUAUGCAAAUGUCCUUCGAGGAUAAUGCCUUUGAUGCCGUCUACGCCAUCGAGGCUACGGUCCAUGCUCCGACACUCGAGGGCAUUUACAAGCAAAUUUUCCGUGUCCUCAAGCCCGGCGGUGUCUUUGGCGUUUACGAGUGGCUCAUGACGGAUGAGUAUGACAACGACAACCUCCACCACCGCGAGAUUCGCCUGGGCAUCGAACAGGGUGACGGCAUCUCCAACAUGUGCAAGGUGUCUGAGGCCCUAGACGCCAUGCGGGCCGCCGGCUUCGAGCUCCUGCGCGCUGAAGAUCUUGCCGACCGGCCUGAUCCUCUUCCCUGGUACUGGCCCCUGUCAGGUGAGCUCCGCUAUAUCCAGAGCAUCGGCGACUUCUUCACCAUUGUCCGUAUGACCACGUGGGGUCGCACGAUUGCCCACAACUUGGCAGGUCUUCUGGAGACCCUGCGUCUGGCCCCCGCCGGUACGAAAAAGACUGCAGACAGCUUAGCUCUUGCUGCUGACUGUCUGGUUGCUGGUGGACGUGAGAAGCUGUUCACGCCCAUGUACCUCAUGGUUGGACGUAAGCCUGCCGAGUAA
Molecule: messenger RNA, 1110 nt
Organism: Metarhizium album ARSEF 1941
Lineage: Eukaryota; Fungi; Ascomycota; Sordariomycetes; Hypocreales; Clavicipitaceae
Product: sterol 24-C-methyltransferase
Exons: 4
Coding region: 1-1110 (369 amino acids)
Biological process (GO): ergosterol biosynthetic process
Cellular component (GO): endoplasmic reticulum
Molecular function (GO): sterol 24-C-methyltransferase activity
Source: RefSeq, a predicted model, not a curated record